CUCGGGCUGUUUCCUGUUUUCUGUUUAUUUUAACUGCACUGUGCUGAUUUCUCUUCCAAUAUUUGAAAGUUCGUGUAUCAGUUUACCGCCAACAUUAAGCCCGAAGCCUCGUCGUGUUUACCAGAGAGUCAUGAAGAGGGCUGCCCGCCAAAAGAGGACUCAAAACGAGGAGCAGAUCAUUUCACAUGCGAAAUAAAUGUGUAAGAGCAGGUUUAAGACAACCAGCUCGUCUCUGAGGAACUGAGCUCCACACAUUACAGCGAAGCGUCAUGAAGGAGGAGACGGAGAUGAGAGAGCACCCACGGGUCAAAGAGGAGCGGGUGGAUCUGUUUAUUAGUCCAGAUGUGGAGGCUGUUACUUCAAACGGGGCUCAAGUAAGACUUCCUAAAUCAGAACCGACCGGUGACUGUGAGCUAUUCCCGUCGACCACUGCUGCAUCAGUCAGCGUAAUGGAAAGCAUAGGCGGCGAAUGUGAUGAAGGAUCAUCAUCGCCUCCUCAGAGUCACAGCAUUGAAGUGAUCGUGGAACUGGAACAGCCGUCGAGGGAUGAAAAAAUGUGCCGCUUUUGUGGCAAAUGUUUUAGGAAGGACUCUUUUCUUAUAAGGCAUGUGGACAGGAGUCACAAAGGCAAAAAAGCCUUUAAAUGCCUCAAGUGUAACAAGGAGUUCGACCAAAGGCCACACCUUGUCGUGCAUACGAGAAUACACACGGGUGAAAAACCGUUCAAGUGUGAUUUCUGCGACAGAACAUUUGCACAGAACUCAAGUCGAAUUGUUCAUAUGAGGGUGCAUACUGGAGAAAAGCCAUAUUUUUGUAAGAAUUGUGGGAAAAGUUUUUCUAUAAGCAAGCACUUAAAAUUUUGCAAAAAGCCGAAAAAUUGCCAGAGCCCACCAGUUAAAGUGAAAACUGAAGAUGAUUUAAAAGUGGAGAAACGCUUCAAAUGCUUUGAAUGCCACAAAGAGUUUAGGUAUAAGUACCAGCUCAUUCAGCAUUCCAGAGUUCACACCGGUGAAAAACCUUUCAGCUGUGAUUUUUGUGGCAAGACCUUCACUCAGAGCUCUAGUCGCAACGUCCACCUGAGGGUGCACACAGGAGAGAAACCAUACUACUGUAAGAAAUGUGGCCAGAGCGUUUCCAACAAAACACAUCUGAUAUACUGCACAGGCAACCAAAACAAACGGAAAAAGAAGACUUUUCGCUGUGAAACGUGUGGCAAAACCUUUUACACCAAUUCAGAGCUGAAGGUUCAUUUUGAGGUUCACGAGCAAUGGAAACGAUACGUCAGUGAAAGACAACAAGGACCAGAGGUUGAGGAGAAAAAACCUAUAGACAUGUAAGACAACAACGGUCUAUCUAACAUCUUUUUUUUUAAGAUAAUGACUAUUAAAAUGAACCCGUUGUUUUGGGAUGGUAGGUUCAACAACAAUAUCUUGAAUGUAGGUAAUAAGAAAAUGCAAAGAGUCAAACGCUGGAGUGAUUUGGCUGCUUCAGCUUACUCAUUUUCCAUUUUUGGUUGAUGGACCCCCCCCUGCCUCUCCGUGGACUCUGUGCUCCUGUAAUCUCCUCAGAUUUUAUUUAGACUAGCACUUGUGCCAAAUUCCACUCAAACUGCUUGUUCAGCCAUACGCACUCCUGUAUUAGAUUUAGACGAUAUACAGUUUGGUUGUAGCAUCAAUGCUGCUAUAAAUACCAGAUUGUGUUUAAAUGUUAGGCAUGAAGAGUUAGGCAGCAUACUUCCUAGCUCUCAUGUCCUUGUUUGACCUCAAGCAGGUUCCCACUCCUACCCACAAAGCAGGCAAUGCUCUUGAUUUGAUUCUGACUCAGAACAGCUCGACUGUCUAACCUGACUGUCACCCCUCUGCAUCUAUCAGACCGCUUCUUCCUUCAAUUCACCGUCUCCUUACCGAUACUCCCUCAGGCACGGCCAAAAAUGGUUUUAUACCAUCGAAACAUCCGAUCCCUUAAACCAGCUCAGCUGUCUACGAGGUCUUGGCUGCCAUGGCUGCCCAUAAGGAUUUUGCCACACACUCUACAGAUGAGGCUACAGACUCACUCCUCUGCUCCUCUUUAGCCUCAUCUUUGCUCAUUUCCCUGAAUUCCUCUGUUUUAUGAAAUGGUAAAUUGACUUGAGCUUGUAGGGUGCUUUUCUAGUCUUCUGUCUGCUCAAGUCGCUUUAGACACAGCUGUUCACACCCAACCGUUCACACCUUUUCACACACAGACGGCAGAGGCUGCUAUGUAAAUUGUUCAUCAGUAUUAACUAAUCCAUUCCUAGACAUUCACACGCAGCAGAGGGAGCA
Messenger RNA from Labrus bergylta (ballan wrasse), 2300 nucleotides. Its product is annotated as zinc finger protein OZF. NCBI's taxonomy places the organism in Eukaryota, Metazoa, Chordata, Actinopteri, Labriformes, Labridae. The record is from RefSeq and is a predicted model, not a curated record.